Messenger RNA from Capsicum annuum, 639 nucleotides. Its product is annotated as protein ZINC INDUCED FACILITATOR-LIKE 1. NCBI's taxonomy places the organism in Eukaryota, Viridiplantae, Streptophyta, Magnoliopsida, Solanales, Solanaceae. Gene Ontology annotation, cellular component: plant-type vacuole membrane; plasma membrane. Gene Ontology annotation, molecular function: solute:potassium antiporter activity. Gene Ontology annotation, biological process: regulation of stomatal closure; transmembrane transport. The record is from RefSeq and is a predicted model, not a curated record.
UUAUUGGAGCUUUUCUUUGUAUGUGUAAUCAUAAGUUAGCUAGCAAGUUUGAUUCAUUAUUGUACUUGUAGUCAAGUCUUAGAUAGUUAUUGCUACAAGCUUCUUUUAGAUGAUCCUUCUUUCAACAUUUUAUCUAUUGAUAUAUUCAGGCUGAUGAUUUCUUUUCUCUUUCUGUUUUCAUGGGAUUCAACUCUGAUCAGCACUUCCAAUAUCAUCUCUCUUUCCAUUUCUUUAUUUCAUGAUAAGGGACUUCCACAUUGCAAAGAGAGAGGAAGAUAUUAGUACAUAUGCAGGUUAUGUAGGUUCUGCAUAUAUGCUUGGAAGAGCUCUGACAUCUAUUUUUUGGGGAGCAGUGGCUGAUCGAUAUGGCCGAAGGCCAGUUAUAAUUUUCGGCACUUUUGUAGUGGUUAUUUUCAAUACUCUCUUUGGUCUUAGUGUCAACUUUUGGAUGGCAGUCAUUACACGGUUGCUUCUCGGUUUAUUAAAUGGUUUGAUUGGACCUAUAAAGGCAUAUGCUGCGGAAAUUUUUCGUGUAGAAUAUCAAGCACUGGGAAUGUCAACGAUUAGUAGUGCAUGGGGCAUUGGAUUGAUUAUUGGCCCAUCUUUAGGAGGCUUCCUUGCUCAGCCUGCAGAGAAAUA